This is a messenger RNA of Carcharodon carcharias (great white shark), 1326 nucleotides long. It is a transcript of the gene htr6, whose product is annotated as 5-hydroxytryptamine (serotonin) receptor 6. Gene Ontology annotation, cellular component: dendrite; membrane. The transcript is spliced from 3 exons. The record is from RefSeq and is a predicted model, not a curated record. Gene Ontology annotation, biological process: chemical synaptic transmission; G protein-coupled receptor signaling pathway, coupled to cyclic nucleotide second messenger. Bases 1 to 1326 code for a protein of 441 amino acids. NCBI's taxonomy places the organism in Eukaryota, Metazoa, Chordata, Chondrichthyes, Lamniformes, Lamnidae. Gene Ontology annotation, molecular function: neurotransmitter receptor activity; G protein-coupled serotonin receptor activity.
AUGGAUAGGGGGCUGUCCGCCGAGGGGAGCGGCACGGAGCUGGGGGAGCGGGCAGCUCAGGAGGGCAGUGAAUGGGUCGCUGCCUUCCUCUGUCUCAUCAUCAUAUUGACCACAGCCGGCAAUUUUCUGCUGAUUUUGUUGAUUUUCACGCAGCGCUCUCUACGCAACACUUCCAAUUACUUCCUGGUCUCCCUCUUCAUGUCUGAUCUGAUGGUGGGUCUGGUUGUGAUGCCCCCGGCUAUGCUGAACGAACUGUACGGAAGAUGGGUGCUGGAGACUGAGUUCUGCUCCAUCUGGUACUCCUUUGAUGUGAUGUGCUGUAGCGCUUCCAUCCUCAACCUGUGUGUGAUCAGCCUGGACAGAUACUUCCUCAUCACCUCCCCCCUGAAAUACAAACUGCGGAUGACUCCGUGUCGAGCUCUGCUUCUCAUCUCCACCACCUGGACCCUGGUCGCCUUGGCUUCAUUCUUGCCCAUUGAGAUGGGCUGGCACGAGGUGGACUUUGAGGUUCAGAAGCUCAACUCCACCCUGGACAGGGAGGUGGAGCCAGGUCAAUGUCGGCUCUUGGUCAGCCUGCCCUAUGCUCUCAUAGCCUCGUCUCUCACCUUCUUCCUGCCGUCUGUCGCCAUCUCCUUCACCUACUGCCGGAUCUUGCUGGCCGCCAGGAAGCAAGCGGUGCAAGUGGCCUCCUUGACCACUAAUGUGGCCACUACUUCUGAUGACCCUGUGCAGGUUCGGGGAGCCCAGAAUCUAUCAGCGAGAGCCAUCGAUAGUCGAAAAUUUACAACCAAACACAGUAAGAGGGCUUUGAAGGCCAGCCUGACGCUGGGAAUUUUACUGGGGAUGUUCUUUGUGACCUGGCUGCCGUUCUUUGUGGCCAAUGUUACCCAGGCGGUUUGUGACUGUGUCCCGGCCCUGCUCUUUGAUGUACUGACAUGGCUCGGCUACUGUAACAGCACCAUGAACCCUAUCAUCUACCCUCUCUUCAUGCGGGAUUUCAAACGGGCCAUGGCCAAGUACCUGCCAUGCUGCCGGCGAUGGUGGGAGCGGCGGCCGAGUGUCGUGUCUUUCUCCAUGAGGAAUUCCAACAGCGCCCCUCGGUUGGCGCUGUCCCUCAAAAAUAUGUUGUCUCUGCGGCCAGAAACAGACUCUGCUGAGUCUGUUAUCCAGGUGAACGGCCACAUCCUCCUCCCAGCCGGCAAGGAACACAAGGUGACCGAGGACAAGCAUUUGGAAGCCACGGGGGCGGACUCAUUGCAUCUUUUUGAGCUGGAGCAGACGGAUCAGGAAUUCCAGGUAAACCAGCUGAACACACCAAUGGACUAG